AUGCCGUUUGGGUUAACUAACGCACCGGCGGCGUUUAUGCGGUUGAUGAAUGAGGUGUUUCACGAUUACUUGGAUAGUUUCGUGAUCAUCUUCAUUGAUGAUAUUCUGAUCUACUCUCGGACUAAAGAGGAGCAUGAGGAGCACCUAAAGAAGGUCUUGGAGAGGUUGAGAGAUCAGAAGUUGUAUGCGAAGUUUAGUAAGUGCCGCUUUUGGAGACGAGAGAUAGGUUUCCUAGGGCACAGGGUCUCUGAACAAGGUGUAUCAGCAGAUCCGGAGAAGAUAGAGGUAAUCCGAGAUUGGCCUCGACCUACCAAUGUGACGGAGGUGCGGAGCUUUCUUGGGUUAGCCGGCUAUUAUCGGAAGUUUGUGAGUGGAUUUUCGUCCAUAGCAAAACCGAUGACAAAGCUUACUGGGAAAGGAGUUCCCUUUGUGUGGAGUGACGACGUGGAAAAAGCUUUUGUGAAGCUUAAGGAGGCAUUGACUACGGCACCGGUAUUAACAUUACCAGAGCCGGUGUUGGCCUAUGCAUCUAGACAACUGAGAAAGCAUGAGGAGAACUAUCCAACUCAUGAUUUGGAGAUGGCGGCUGUGGUGUUUGCGUUAAGGAUAUGGAGAUCAUAUCUUUAUGGAGAGAGCGUGCAAGUGUUUACAGACCAUCAAAGUCUUAAAUACUUGUUCACUCAAGGAGAUUUGAAUCUACGGCAAAGAAGGUGGAUGGAGUUCAUAGCGGACUACGAUUUAAAGAUCCAAUACCAUCCUGGGAAAGCCAAUGUGGUGGCGGAUGCUUUAAGUCGAAGAAAGCUGGAGGUGUGUAGAGAGAAAGAGUUGGAAGCUCUUAAUAAUGAGUUUCAGAUAAUAAGGCUUUCAGCCUUGGAAGGAGAGUCGAGUGAACCUUUGGGGUUUCAAGCUGUGAAUCAAUCAAGUUUGAUCCAAAGGAUUCGUGAAGCACAACUUAGGGAUGACAAGAUCCGUAAGAUUGUGGAGAAGAUUGAGGAUUCAGACGAGGAGAACACGACUGAGUAUCAAUUGGCGGAAGACGGGACAUUACUUGUCCAUGGAAGGAUCUCAGUUCCUGAAGGAGAUGGGCUACGAGAUGAGAUAUUAAGGAUUGCACAUCAAUCAGUUCUUAGUAUUCAUCCCGGGAGCACAAAAAUGUACAAGGAUGUACGAAGGUACUAUCAUUGGCCGGGUAUGAAGAGAGCGGUAGCGAAAUGGAUAUCGCACUGCCAAGCGUGUCAACAAGUCAAGGCGGAACAUCUUGUACCAGCAGGACUACUUCAGAGUCUGCCUGUACCAGAAUGGAAAUGGGAUUCCGUGGCGAUGGAUCUAAUCACCGGAUUGCCAGUCGCAAGAGGGCGGAUGAACAAUUCCAUAUGGGUCAUUGUGGAUCGACUGACGAAGGUGCCGGCCGACAUAGUGUCUGAGCGCGACCCAAGGUUUACGGCCAAGUUUUGGAGGGCGUUAGGGACCGUACUAAACCUUAGUACAGCCUUUCACCCGGAGACGGAUGGACAAACGGAGCGGACCAUCCGAACGAUAGAAGAUAUGCUGAGGUUAUGCAUAUUGGAUUGGGCUGGAGUUUGGGAAGACUAUCUACCAUUGAUAGAGUUUUCCUACAACAACAGUUACCACACAAGCAUCGGCAUGUCUCCAUAUGAAGCACUAUAUGGGAGACCAUGCCGAACGCCCUUGUGCUGGACGGAGGUUGGAGAGCGGAGAGUUUUUGGGCCACAUAUAAUCGAUGAGACUAUGGAGAAACUCAAAGUUAUUCGAACUAACAUGAGGAAGGCUCAGGAUCGGCAGAAGAAGUAUGCUGAUUAA
Microthlaspi erraticum is the source of this 1821-nucleotide messenger RNA. Lineage: Eukaryota; Viridiplantae; Streptophyta; Magnoliopsida; Brassicales; Brassicaceae. The record is from the annotation of a GenBank genome assembly.